AUGUCAGACCUCGGGGACUGGUUCAGAAGCAUCCCGUUCAUCACGCGCUACUGGUUCGCCGCUUCAGUCGCUGUGCCGCUGGUGGGGAAACUGGGCUUGAUCAGUCCCGCACAUCUCGUGCUGUGGCCGGAAGCGUUCUUUCAUAAGUUCCAGAUAUGGAGACCGAUAUCUUCAACACUGUAUUUCCCAGUUGGUCCAGGAACAGGUUUUCUAUAUAUGGUCAAUCUGUACUUCCUGUAUCAGUACUCAUCCCGACUGGAAACAGGGGCCUUUGAUGGAAGACCAGCAGACUACGUGUAUAUGCUGCUUUUCAACUGGAUUUGCAUUGUUAUAACAGGAUUGAUGAUGGACAUGCAGCUCCUGAUGAUCCCAUUGAUCAUGUCUGUGCUGUAUGUAUGGGCCCAAAUAAAUCGAGACAUGAUAGUGUCCUUCUGGUUUGGUACAAGAUUCAAGGCCUGCUAUCUCCCCUGGGUCAUUCUGGGAUUCAACUACAUCAUCGGUGGCUCUGUUGUGAAUGAGCUGAUUGGAAAUUUAGUGGGCCAUCUUUACUUCUUCCUCAUGUUCAAAUAUCCCAUGGACCUGGGCGGCAGAUCCUUCCUGUCCACUCCACAGACCCUCUAUCGGUGGUUUCCAAACCGACGUGGUGGGGUUUCUGGAUUUGGCGUCCCACCCACCAGGAGACGCACUCCUCAGGAACAAGCAGGAGGAGGUGGUGGACGUCACAACUGGGGGCAAGGCUUUCGGCUCGGGGAAGAUUGAGGAUGUCCUCCUACUGAAGCCUCCAUGGACUCUGAUGCUCACCAGGCACAUAAUAAAACAUUGAUGCUGCAGAACACAAGUUUGCAUAUGUUUGGGCUUCGGUUCAGUUUCUGUAUCUCUCCUUCCGACUACGAAUGAAAAGAAGGUAGUCCUUCCAGAGCUCCUUCACACCAUGUCAGCGUGUUUGUUUACUCUUUGUGAUAUUGUAUGUCACACUGUAACUGGGUUUCUCACCAUGCAUGAGCAGCCCUGCAGAAAGAGGAGCCCGGGCAGUGUUUGUGUAAAGGAGAUGAUUUAGAGGUCUGAAAUGUGUUUUUAAAUCUAACACACUGUGGCAGUGUGUGAUGGCUUCAGAUUAGACACUUUUGUGGAAUGCUUUAGUUUUCACUGUCCUGUUGAUUGUUAUGUACAGAAUAUUUACUUAUUUUUCUUUGGACUAAGAAAUUUGAAGAUGUGCAAAUCUUGUUUUAAUCGCUUUUACUAGUAAAUUUUUGUUCAAACUUGUUAAGUGUAACCUUUGUCCUAACACAUCCUGUCACGUACAACACACGUGUCUAAUGAGCUCUCCUAUUAAACUAAACUUCAUUACUGAAAUUAAGACCACUUAAACUAGAUUCAGCCUGUAGGUGUCAGUAUAGCAUAUAAAUUCUACCUCAUAACUUGGUGGUAGAGAGUAAAUUGAAAUAAAACUACAACAAAGUGCCAAGUAAAUAAAGUCUGAUUAUUUAAAACACUUGGAUAGUCACACUUAAAUGAAUAUGAACUAUAAACCCUGACAUAAUGAUUGCCUUAAACAACUACCAGGGCAUUUUACAGCCACAUUAAGCAGAUAGUUAACAAAGCAAGCACUGAAAUUCAAUAAUUAAGAUAUGAAGAGGCAGUACUGAAAGGUAAUAGCCUGAAAGGCAAAAGGCUGUGGUUCAGUAGUUUCAUGCUCCAACACUUAUACUGAAUAAAUAAUUCAUUAUCAAGCGUUUUGUAAUGAGAAGGGAGUUUGAGUGUAGAAAUGACAAUGUACAGUGAUGUGGCCUGGACUGUAUUCUGUAGUUAUCUAAUUGAACAAGACAAUGCAGCCUUUGGAAAAAGAGAAUAAUUUUAGAAAAAAAAAGAAGACUAAAAUGAUGCUUUAAAAACAAUUCUCCAUGGUGAACAUGGUAUGUGACUUGUAUAAAGCAACAGGACGUUAAAUAAAAUGUUACUGCUGUUCAGUCUAA
Molecule: messenger RNA, 1973 nt
Organism: Pangasianodon hypophthalmus (striped catfish)
Lineage: Eukaryota; Metazoa; Chordata; Actinopteri; Siluriformes; Pangasiidae
Gene: derl1
Product: derlin 1
Exons: 8
Coding region: 1-759 (252 amino acids)
Biological process (GO): endoplasmic reticulum unfolded protein response
Cellular component (GO): Hrd1p ubiquitin ligase ERAD-L complex; endoplasmic reticulum membrane
Molecular function (GO): ubiquitin-specific protease binding; misfolded protein binding
Source: RefSeq, a predicted model, not a curated record